This is a messenger RNA of Sardina pilchardus (European sardine), 2069 nucleotides long. It is a transcript of the gene slc39a8, whose product is annotated as solute carrier family 39 member 8. The record is from RefSeq and is a predicted model, not a curated record. The transcript is spliced from 8 exons. Bases 326 to 1726 code for a protein of 466 amino acids. Gene Ontology annotation, molecular function: monoatomic cation:bicarbonate symporter activity; zinc ion transmembrane transporter activity. Gene Ontology annotation, biological process: zinc ion import across plasma membrane; intracellular monoatomic cation homeostasis. Gene Ontology annotation, cellular component: plasma membrane. Lineage: Eukaryota; Metazoa; Chordata; Actinopteri; Clupeiformes; Clupeidae.
ACCGCGAGCGGGGUGCCCGAGUACUCACUCACCAAAAGCGCGAGCUGAUCUUUGAACCGUCUGAGCGCGCUUUAAUCUCUGCUGUAGCUGAUACGUCCAUCUAAAGUUAUUUACGACUGAUGAUAGCUCGUGGGACAGCCAUUCUCUGCUUUCUUGUCACUAAUGAGUUCACCGGCAUAGUUUAGCGUUGUUUAUUUGCUCCUUGAUCACGAAAAGUCUGGAUGCCCUAAUUGCAUGGCAUUAGUCUACCUCUAGUUCCCUCGGGGCGCAACUGUAAACCUCUCCCGUUACUUGAACGCUGGAACUUGAACGUUGGGACUUCAGAAUGGCUGCAUUGCGAAGUGUGAUUUUUCUGGCUGUGAUUUCAAAUCCAUAUCGCACGGACGCAACCCCUCAAAGUUCUUCUUUUGGAGAUUUAUUGCGUUUUUAUGGUGAAAAUGAAUCCUUGUCUACUGACAACAUGAACAACUUUCUGCACUUGAUCACGACCAGGAGAUCCCCAUCUGUUGACAGUGAGGACAACCCACUGAAAAACUCAGAGUGCAAGUCUCCGAAUGAAUUACUGGUGUGGCAUGGUUUGGGGAAUGUGACGGAAUUGACCUUGUCUCAGUUGGAGGUCAUGUGUCCAGCAUUUCUAACUCAGGUGCUUUUCCCAGCGUGUCCAUACGUCACCCCCGGAGACAUCAAGCCUCCAGCCAGCCAUGUGUGGGGUUAUGGGUUCCUCUCCGUGACGCUGAUCAACCUGGCUGCACUGCUGGGACUGCUACUGGUGCCCUUCACAAAGAAACCCUACUUCCCCAAAGUGCUCACCUACUUCAUUGGCCUGGCCAUAGGAACACUCUUCUCCAAUGCAGUCCUACAGCUCAUUCCUGAGGCCCUGGGCUUUGAUCCAAAAUCUGAUAACUACAUACUAAAAGCCAUUGGAAUAUUUGGAGGAUUCUACAUUCUGUUCUUCAUGGAGAGGGUCCUGAAAAUGGUCCUUAGACUCGAUCAUGAGCAUGGACACAGUCAUGCCCCUCCUCCGCCACCCCAGCUGACCCCUGAGGUGAAGAGUGACGUCAUCACCGUCACCAGUUUCAGCAACAUCAGCCUGAACAACACAAGCACCAUAAACAACAGCGUCAACAACAGCGUGGCCAACCUCAUCAACAAUGACAUGACCAAUGGGGUUGCAGCCCCUGAGAAUGAACAGGAGAGAGUUGUUGCCUGUCAUUGGCUGCGCGGCGAGCAGAUCUCGAAUAUAAAGACGGUGGCCUGGAUGAUCACACUGAGCGACGCGUUGCAUAACUUCAUAGACGGCCUGGCCAUCGGAGCGUCCUUCACUGUGUCCAUCCUCACGGGGUUCAGCACCUCCAUUGCCAUCGUGUGUGAGGAGUUCCCCCAUGAGCUGGGUGAUUUUGUGAUAUUGCUAAACUCGGGCAUGUCAGUGCGCCAGGCUGUGUUCUUCAACAUGCUCUCUGCCAUGUCCUGUUACCUGGGGCUGGUACUGGGCAUCGUGCUGGGCAGUAACUUUGCCCCCAAUCCCAUCUUUGCCGUCGCUGGUGGCAUGUUCCUUUACAUCGCCCUGGCUGACAUGUUCCCUGAGAUGAACAACAUCAUGAAUGCCACAAAGCUGUCGUCAAUGGAGAAAGCCUUAUUCUUCCUCAUCCAGAAUGUUGGCCUACUCACAGGGUUCAGCAUCAUACUCCUCAUCACCAUGUUCGCUGGAGACAUUAGUUUGGGGUAGAGUGGAGGAAAAACAGUAAAGGGAGGGAGAUAGAUAGAGAGAGAGAAAGAAAGAGAGAGAGAGAGAGAGAGCAGUAGAUUUGACUUGAUUUUCAUCUGUAUUCUGCCAAAGAACAAAGGAUGGACACUGAUAUGUGUUACGGAGACCUGCAGGAAUACACACAUGCAGACAGAUUUUUUUUUUUUUACCAACACUGGAAAGGGAUGUUUAUAUUCAAUGAUGUGCAAUAGUCUUACUUUAGAAUUUAUAGUAAAUUAUUUUUCCAACCAUGUAUUGUGUUUUCUUUUGUGGUGUUUUUUUCAAGUUUCUGCCGUAUUUGAUCUAAACAAUGAGCCUGUGUUUG